Molecule: messenger RNA, 1578 nt
Organism: Paraglomus brasilianum
Lineage: Eukaryota; Fungi; Glomeromycota; Glomeromycetes; Paraglomerales; Paraglomeraceae
Source: the annotation of a GenBank genome assembly
AUGGCAGAUACCUUGUAUGUAGGAUUCGAUCUAUCUACACAACAAUUGAAACUGACCGUUAUCAAUGAUACAGCGGACGUGGUAUGUGAAGAGACCGUUCGGUUUACUAAAGAAUUACCGCAGUAUGGAACUUCCAACGGCGUAAUCAUCAACGGCCACACAGUAACGUCUCCAACGUUAAUGUGGGUCGAAUCGCUUGAUUUAUUACUAUCUAAACUCUCGGCCAAAGCGUUCCCAUUUCACUCAAUUCGAGUAAUUUCCGGUGCUGCUCAGCAACAUGGAAGCGUAUUUUGGAAGCGAUCCGCAUCACAGUUAUUGCGCCAUUUGAAUCCACAAGAAACACUCAAGUCACAACUGAGAGAUGCGUUUGCCUUGGAGCAAUCACCUACUUGGCAAGACUCUAGCACAUCGGAAUAUUGUCAAAAGUUGGAAGAGAUUAUUGGUGGGGCACAGGAACUAGCAAACAUCACUGGAUCGCGAGCAUACGAACGGUUUACCGGUAACCAAAUCGCUAAAAUAUAUCAGAAUGAUUUACCAACAUAUAAUAACACAGAACGCAUCUCAGUCGUGAGUUCAUUCCUUGCUUCGCUUUUCCUCGGCGAUUAUGCACCAAUUGACGCGUCCGAUGCAUCAGGAAUGAACUUGUUUAACAUUCACAGCAAAACAUGGGAUGAAAGAUUGCUUAUUGCAUGUGGUGGGGAAGCACUGAGAGAAAAGCUUGGCAAUGUAGAAGUGUUUGGGCUGAAUGUAAUGGGCAACGUUUGUAGAUACUUUGUCGAAAGAUAUGGAUUUAGUCCAGACUGUAAAGUUCUUCCAUUUAUGGGUGAUAAUCCAUCAACCCUCCUAAGCCGUAAACUUUGUCCAUCAGACGUCCUGAUCUCUUUGGGCACAUCAGAUACUCUACUGCUCGUUACGACUUAUCCCAUCACGACUACAGAAUCCCACACGCUCUGCCAUCCAAUCAGUAACCAAUAUAUUUCUAUGCUAUGCUACAAGAAUGGAAGCUUGACACGCGAGCACAUACGCGAUACUUACACAUCCACCGCUUCCUGGGACUCGUUUAACACCAUCCUACGCACUCUAGUGUCCAAGCCGGAUGAGACCAAAUUUGGAUUUUAUUUUCAAGUACAAGAGAUAAUACCAUUUGCAUAUGGGAUAUACAGAUUCGAUAAUGGAGAACUGGUUGAUGAAUUUCGUGAUCCAAAUUAUAACAUCCGGGCGAUUCUGGAAUCACAAUUCUUAUCUAUGAAAGCUAGGAGCGCGCGGUUAUUACAUGGACAGAGAAUAGAGCGGCUGUUAGUUGUUGGCGGUGCGAGCGCCAACGAUUCGAUAUUACAAGUAUUAGCCGAUGUGUUUGGGGUUAAAGUCUUUAGUCCUCGUGAUGGUACCGCGAAUUCAGCUAGCUUUGGCGCCGCCAUGAAGGCUAGAAUGAUGGCAUGCGGAGAAGACAGAGAUGAGAAAAGUGAAUAUAAGCUUGUGGCUUCACCUAAUAAAGAGAACAACAAAGUAUAUGAUAGGAUGUUAAGUACAUUUGUAAAACUGGAAGAGAGAGUGGUCAUGGCACAAGGACCGGAAUAA